GCGGCGGAGGCGGGGGGUGCGAAACGGCUGCGGGAGGAGACAUGGCCAACAUUGCGGUGCAGCGAAUCAAGCGAGAGUUCAAGGAGGUGCUGAAGAGCGAGGAGACGAGCAAAAAUCAAAUUAAAGUAGAUCUUGUAGAUGAAAACUUUACAGAAUUAAGAGGAGAAAUAGCGGGACCUCCAGACACACCAUAUGAAGGAGGAAGAUACCAACUAGAGAUAAAAAUACCAGAAACAUAUCCAUUUAAUCCCCCUAAGGUGCGGUUUAUUACUAAAAUUUGGCAUCCUAAUAUUAGUUCUGUCACUGGGGCCAUUUGUUUGGAUAUCCUGAAAGAUCAAUGGGCAGCAGCAAUGACUCUGAGGACAGUUUUGCUGUCAUUACAAGCAUUAUUGGCAGCCGCAGAACCAGAUGAUCCACAAGAUGCAGUAGUAGCAAAUCAGUACAAACAAAAUCCAGAAAUGUUCAAACAGACAGCUCGACUUUGGGCACAUGUGUAUGCUGGAGCACCAGUUUCUAGUCCAGAGUACACCAAAAAAAUAGAAAACCUAUGUGCUAUGGGCUUUGAUAGGAAUGCAGUAAUAGUGGCCUUGUCUUCAAAAUCAUGGGACGUAGAGACUGCAACAGAACUGCUUCUGAGUAACUGAGGCAUAGAGAGAAAGCUGCUGCUGUAGUCCAGUUUGCCCCCUUCUUGAGGAGCAUCACCAUCUGUUAUUUUUAGAAUUCUGCAUAGAUUGUUUUAAAACUGGCAUUCUUGCCUAAUUAUUACCUAGGCAUGAUUGAAGACUGAAAAAAAAAACAAAAAACCCUGCUCUGUAAAUAAAGCUAAUUAAACGUCUGUGUAAAUUUAAAAAGGGGAAAUACUUUAAUUUUUUUUUCUUACUGAAUAGUGUAAAAAUUCUUUGAGCUCAGCUAAGACUAUGGAAAAACAAAACAUGCUACUUUAGCAUUUAGUGGUGUGACCAAGACUAGCAAGAGUUUGCUUCAGGAUUUUGUUGAAUAAUUAUUUAAGUAAUAUUUUGAACUUAGUAAGGCCAUCCAAAUUGUUGAUGUCAUUCAUCACAGCUACCUUCAUGUUUUUAACCUUGAUCUUCUGUGCCUGUGAAUUUACUUGCAUGCGUGUACUUUACUAGACCUCUUAGAACCUGGUAGCUGAAGAGAGCACCAUUUUAAAUAUUUGUGUGCUUAGAAAAUUAAAGACUUACCCAAAGUUGAAAAUGGUGACCUAUUCAGAACCUUUUCCAUCCCUGUCAUUGGAUUGGGACACCACACGUACUUUCUCUUCAUUUUACGUAUCUAAAUUCUAAUGGUAAAUUUAUUUUUCCCUUGUUUCUGGUUGAGAAUGUGCCAUUUAUAGUUGCUUAUGUUCCAUUUUCAGAUGAUAUAUUUGGAAUAUUUUGUCAUUAUACUUUAAAUACAGUCUUGGGACUUUCAUGUAUUAGAGGUGGUGCAAAGAUGGGGCUACUGAUUUUGUUUCUUCUUAGACCAGUAUAUUCUUAAUGUUGUGAUUUUCCUGUAAUUAUGGGAAGAACAUAACUUAAUUUUCGCUGUUUGGACACUCUUUAAAAACUGUCUCAGCAGUUGAAGGUUUUUUUUGAGUACUUGCUUUGAUGCAAUCAACAGUUUGCAACAGUUUUCUAUUAUUUUGGGCUUCAUUGUAGGGAUUGCUUAUCAGGUACUUAAAAUUUCACUUCUGCUUACAUUUUCCCCUUGUUGACACAUGGAAGCUGUGUUAAUGUUUUCCUGUACAUACUUCAAAUGCACAUAGAAAGAAAUAGAAGUGUGUUAUAAAUCUAGCUUUCUUUAUGAUGUUUCUGAUAAUACAAGAAUUGAAAAAUCUUACUUUCUUGUGUACAUACAGUCAGACUUUCUAUUCGUAUUAAAAUGACAUUUCAUCCUGAAUUCAAAAGUUUGAAAAUUAUUAGUUUUGCAAAUUCAGAUAUCAGUGUGACCAUUUAUUGAAUGUUGAAUUAACUUUAUGCAAAUAGGCAUAUACUUCAGAUACUAACUAUUGUAUGAAAUUUUUAGGUCAGUUGAAGAAAGUAAAGUUGGCAGACUGGAUUAGAUUACAAAGCUUCCAUUCCCCAACAGGUUAUUAAUCUAAACCAUAACAGUUUUUAAAAGAUGCAGACAUAAUUCUUUUUGAACCAUGAGUUUGGUGUUACUUCAUAUUUGACUUUUUUGUAUUCUUGAUACUAGAAGCAAUAAGAACCAUUAUUAAAUAUAUUAAAAGGUUAGAAUAAGAAAUUAAAGAGAACCUAGUUCUUCCAAAAAUUUCCUAAUCAACAGUAAACUCUUAGUUCAUCAUACUAAACACAAGUCUCUGUUUUUUCUAUACUGUUUGCUUAAGCAUGAGGUUUUUCCUACACAAUCACCUUUUAUUGUUUGUUGUAGCCCAGUUUAUUUUCUGAUGAUGCCAAAGGAAAUUAUCUUUUCUCUUUAUUUAUUUUAAACAAUUAAGGACUUUUAAUUUGUAUUUUGAGGUAUUAGAGUAGUAUGGAAUUAUGGAUGUUUUCCCCUCAUUUCCUCUUGGUCAAAUCUCAGUUUGCUUUUUUGUUAUACAACCUUAGUCAUAGGAUUAUGUGGUGAGCAUUCUUUUUUUUUUUUUUUUAACUAAAAUACAUCUGCCCAGUUUACCAUUUCUAAAUAUUGCUAGGAUACAAAAAUUGUCAAUAAAGAGAGAACUGGGAGAUUGUUAAAGAACAAGAAUUACAUGCCUUCGUUUUUUGAAGACAGAUGAAUCUUGCCUUUGAUUAGAUGCUUUAGCCUCAAAUGGGUCCCAUUCAGUAAGUACACGUCAGAUACUAUGUAGCUCAAAGCUCCCUAGGGAAUCUGAAAAUGUGAUCAUGCUUGACACUGAGGAGCUUUUCCACAAGGGAGUCCUCAAUUUAAUUUACCUUAUACUUACACUGCAGAAGUCCCUCUUUACUCUUCCCUCAUAGUUUCUUUUUGUUGUGUAUUAUAUAUAUGUCUAUAUAGAUAUAAAAUGUAUUUCUUCCUUAUUGCUAAAUUUAAUAACUGACAAAAUUGCCUUGUUCUCUCUUUAAAAAACAAAAACCUGGAACAAGGGCACUUUUAAAGAAUGCAGAUUUGGGAACAAAGAGACGCCCUGGUAGAAGAUAGAUUCCUAAUUGCAUUUUUGGGUUGUUUAGUAUUUUUAAAGGUUUACAAAACAUAAACACAAAAUACAAAUCUAUUUGGAGCAGAUAGAGUUACUAGGGAAAGCUGACAUUCCAACCAAAUAGGUUUUAUUAUUGUUAAGUACAAAUUUUGUGGAACAUGCCUGACUUUUAGUAGAAUGGUGAAUUGUACAGUAUUCAUUCACUUCAUUUUUUUUUUAAUGACUGGAAAAUAAUUUGUGACAGAAGAAUUAGUGCAGUAUGUAAAUAUUUAAAAGAAUCUGGUACUAAAUUAGCUGCUGAGAGUUGACUCCCAAAGAUGCUUAUCGUUGUGAAUAUAAGUUCACUUAAACAAAUGCAACUUAUAAGAAUAGAUGAACUUCAGUAUAGUUGGCUAGGGAGUCCCUUGGUAUUUUGCUUUUGUGAUUAAAAACUUUGAAUCUAAAAUAAGAUUGAUUUUGAAGCAUGUCAUAUUGGCAGUUAAUGUAGUUGUUGGCUAUACUUAAAAACUAUGCAAAGUUCUUUUAAAAAGAAACUGUGAAGAGCUGGCAUUUAAAAGGGAAGUGGUUUUGUUUAUGCACUACAGAACGCAGCACUCUAGCGGAUGAAAGACAUUUGCUGCUUAAUGUGAAAAGCAAGCCUUUGCUGUCAGUGUGUACCUGAUAUAGGGCUUUUAAAAAUGCAAUGGGGAAUUGACACUAUUCCUGGAGAAGUAGAUAACACCUCUUUUGGCGGGUAAAGCACAGGAACUGAAUAUAGUCCUUCUCUUUAAAUAAAGAUGAAUUAGACCGGAUAAAUUAGAUCCAGGUAUACCUUCUUUGUGUAUAUUGGCUAAAUAGGUGGUGGCAAUGUUUUAAAAGUGCAAAAGGAUGCCAUUUGCUCACAGUUGAUUUUAAAUUCAUGGAAUUCCUGUGAAAAUGUUUAGUCUUAAUAGCUCUUUCUAGUUUUAGGAAUUUCAAUAUUGGUGUACAAAAUAACUUAAUUUAAAAUUUUUACCUUUUCAGGUUUUUAGCAUUAAUUUAAAAUAAAUGCUUAAUGUCAGGCAAUGACUUUCUGGGGAAGAAGGCAACCUGAAGUAUGUACUGAUAUAUAGCCUCUUUUUUUCAGGUAUGAUUUUUCUGUGAUGUCUACGUGGUACCACAUGAUGAUACUUUGAGAAUUACAAAAUGGAUCAGAAACCUUAAAAAUUAAUAGCUCAUUUUCCCCAUUUUUAUUUUUUAUUACUUUGAUCUGAUCUACCAUUACAAAUCAUCAGCUUAAAUGUCAGUUGUUGAUGUGUUCCCUCUUGCUUGGUUAAUUCACUCAUGCUAUUCUACAUAAUCAAGGUUGGCACUAGUUUGCUGAUUGGUUCCAGGGGAUAAAUGGAUACAAAUCAUUGCACUGUACUAUUAUCCUUGUCUGCUUGCUGUUACCUACCUUUUCUAGGCAUCAUAAUAAAAACUAGACAAUU
Molecule: messenger RNA, 4566 nt
Organism: Vombatus ursinus (common wombat)
Lineage: Eukaryota; Metazoa; Chordata; Mammalia; Diprotodontia; Vombatidae
Gene: UBE2K
Product: ubiquitin conjugating enzyme E2 K
Exons: 7
Coding region: 42-644 (200 amino acids)
Biological process (GO): proteasome-mediated ubiquitin-dependent protein catabolic process; protein polyubiquitination
Cellular component (GO): nucleus
Molecular function (GO): protein binding; ubiquitin conjugating enzyme activity
Source: RefSeq, a predicted model, not a curated record